Nasonia vitripennis (jewel wasp) is the source of this 620-nucleotide messenger RNA. Its product is annotated as probable salivary secreted peptide. NCBI's taxonomy places the organism in Eukaryota, Metazoa, Arthropoda, Insecta, Hymenoptera, Pteromalidae. The transcript has a single exon. The record is from RefSeq and is a predicted model, not a curated record. The coding region runs from base 114 to 473 and encodes 119 amino acids.
CCUGUACAGUCGCACAGUUGAGCUGAGCCUAUAUAAAAUUGCCAUCGGCAGAGGUUGGCUUCAGUCUCACAUUAUUAUCCAAGUCGAGUGUGUUGAAUAUUAUAUCAUCCAAGAUGGCAUCGUCGAGACAGUUGGUCCUCCUCAUCGUCGCCCUGGCCGUAGUCGCCGUCAGCGCAACGAACUUCAGAUCCGGUACCAGAGUAGCUGGUGACCGUCUGGCCUGCUCGGGCCGCGUCGACAUUCGUGGAGUGUACAACAAGAUCGUCACCGCCACGAGGAUCUGCGACCUAUCCGUUUACAGGAUGAACGUCACCCAGGUGCUCGCCUUCGACAGAGGUCUGUCCGGCAGGGGCGGCUAUGCUAGCAUCACCAAGGGAGGACCUGGCUACAACAACGUCAGCCUCUACUUCUGGAGCCAGAAGAGCCAGCCCCUCAACUUCACCAUCGAGGUCUACGGCAAGGCCAGAUAUUGAGAUCGUCAUACCUUACGACGACGCUAUGGAUACCUCAUUAUAGACUGUCACGUACACCUGUAAAUUGAGUCAUUUUGUAAAUGGUGUUUUUUGUAAUUGGCGUUCUAAUUGUAAUAAAUGACUGUUAUGAGAUUAUUGGCAAGUUAA